Aethalodelphis obliquidens (Pacific white-sided dolphin) is the source of this 3935-nucleotide messenger RNA. RefSeq names its product unk like zinc finger (gene UNKL). Lineage: Eukaryota; Metazoa; Chordata; Mammalia; Artiodactyla; Delphinidae. The transcript has 14 exons. The record is from RefSeq and is a predicted model, not a curated record. Gene Ontology annotation, molecular function: metal ion binding. Bases 45 to 2321 code for a protein of 758 amino acids.
GCGGGCCCGCGCGGCGCAUGCGCGCUGCAUUGUUUUGACUGAAAAUGCCGUCGGUUUCGAAAGCGGCGGCGGCGGCGUUGAGCGGGUCCCCCCCGCAGACCGAGAAGCCGACCCACUACAGGUAUCUAAAGGAGUUUAGGACAGAGCAGUGCUCCCUGUUUGUGCAGCACAAGUGCACCCAGCACAGGCCAUUUACCUGUUUCCAUUGGCAUUUCCUAAAUCAGCGUCGGCGCAGACCGCUCCGCAGGCGCGACGGCACUUUUAACUACAGCCCGGACGUGUACUGCUCCAAGUACGACGAGGCCAGCGGCUUGUGCCCCGACGGCGACGAAUGUCCGUACCUGCACCGGACGACCGGGGACACGGAGCGCAAGUAUCACCUGCGCUACUAUAAGACGGGCACAUGCAUCCAUGAGACAGAUGCCCGGGGCCACUGCGUGAAGAACGGGCUGCACUGCGCCUUCGCGCACGGCCCCCUGGACCUGCGGCCGCCCGUGUGUGACAUCAGGGAGCUGCAGGCCCAGGAAGCCCUGCAGAACGGCCAGCUCAGUGCUGGGGAUGGCGUCCCUGACCUGCAGCCUGGGGUCUUGGCCAGCCAGGCCCUGAUGGAGAAGAUCCUGGGCGAGGACCCCCGGUGGCAAGAUACCAACUUCGUGCUAGGCAGCUACAAGACAGAGCAGUGCCCCAAGCCGCCACGCCUGUGCCGCCAGGGCUACGCAUGCCCGCACUUCCACAAUAGCAGGGACCGGCGGCGGGACCCCCGGAGGUUCCAGUACAGGUCCACCCCCUGCCCCAGCGUGAAGCACGGUGACGAGUGGGGCGAGCCCUCCAGGUGCGAGAGCGGGGACAGCUGUCAGUACUGCCACUCGCGCACAGAGCAGCAGUUCCACCCCGAGAUCUACAAGUCUACCAAGUGCAACGACAUGCGACAGACCGGGCACUGCCCUCGGGGCCCCUUCUGUGCUUUUGCGCACGUGGAGAAGAGUCUUGGAAUGGCCAGCGACUGGGGCUGCCGAGACCUCACCUCCACCAGCGGCCCCGUGGCCCCCAGCGGGCAGCCCGGACACGCAAAGCGGAGAGAUUCACCUGCUGAAGGCAGCCAGAAGGCCAGCGAGCAGGACAGUAAGCAGAGCCACCUGGCAGUGUUGGCAGUGGGUCACCCCCUCGCUCCCAGCAUGAGUUCCAGCCUCGCAUCCAGCCUGGCAUCCAGCACUGGCUCAGGCGGCUCCUCGCCCACCACUUUGCCCACUGUCUCAGCUCGUGCCCACCCUCUUGACCCCACUGGCAGCGCCGUCGAGGUGGUCCCAGGAUCCUCCUUAGACCUUCACCUCGGUGACAUCAGCCUCGUGCCCCCAGAUAAGGACCUGGAGGAGCACGACAGCCGUGACCUCGGACCCACAGGUCAGCGGUCGCUGGGGGGCUCGGCGCCCGUGGCCAUCCCAGGCUGCCUGCCCCGCUCCCCGUCCCUGCAGUCCUCAUCGUCCCUGUCCGCCUCCCCACUCGGCUCCUUCUCCCAGUCCCUGUCGGGGCCGCUCGUCUCCUCAGCCAUGACGCCCCCCCAGCAGCCUCAAGCCCUCAAGUCGGAGCCCCGAGCGCUGGGCCCCCCAGCCCCGUCCUACAACUCCUUCGGCUUGAAUGGCGUCCCCGGCAGCAUCUGGGACUUUGUCUCUGGCAGCUUCUCUCCCAGCCCGUCACCCAUCCUGAAUGCUGGCCCCACGGCCCCUUCAGGCGCGAGUCCAAACAGUGCCGAGCUGGCGCGGGUCAGGCGGCAGCUGGAGGAGGCCAAGAGGAAGAUCCGGCAGUGGGAGGAGUCCUGGCAACAGGUGAAGCAGGUGAGCCUGGGAAGGGGCCGCCGCGCAGGUGAGACAGGUGUGUGUGGCGGCUGCCGGCCCCGUCACGCAGCCCCUGGGUUUCAGGCCUGUGACGCGUGGCAGCGGGAGGCCAAGGAGGCCAAGGAGCGGGCGCUCGCAGCCGACAGCGCCCGGCAGCUGGCGCUGCAGAAGAAGGAUGAGGUGGAGGCCCAGUUCCGACGGCUGCAGGAGGAGCUGGAGGGCCGGGGCUUGGCCUCCAUGCUCCCCGGGCUGCGCGGCUGUGGUGACAUCAGCGCCAUCCCCCUGCCGAAGCUGCAUUCGCUGCAGAGUCAGCUGCGCCUCGAUUUGGAAGCAGUGGAUGGGGGAACUCAUUUCCUGAACACGUGCACAUUAACUGGAGCGUCAGUGACAGCGCCCUGCGCCUGCGGCCUCCCGCUCAAGUGCCUGCGCCUAGGAAAGCCAAGGAGCUGCGUGCUGUCCUUUCUCCCCUGGACUUGGUCAGCGCGGUGACAGUGAGCAGGGCAGUGGGGUGGGGGACCCGACGGGGCGGGCAUCAUACUGACUGUGCAGAGCCAUGUGGUGCUCCCCCUUCCCAGAGCUUGCUGGCAGGCAUCCUGGCUGGAGCCUCUCUCCACCCAUGUGGGAGACCCUAGCCAGCCUCCAGGGCGACACUGCACUGGAUCUGUUUGUGCAGGUGUUAUGUUCGAGGGACCAUGGGGUUGGGGAGGACCCAGCCGCCGUGCGGGGGCAGGGUGGCAGAAAGGCUGCUGGGAACGGGUCAGAUUUUAGUGCCGGCUUCAGUCUUUUCUGUCUGCAUUGGGUCACUUUCCCUAGGAAUCUGGGAGGAAGUAAAACCUGUCUGUAGUUGACCCAGACUUUGCUCGUGGCAGAUCCAGAUUGGCUUGAGAAUCUUCCCAGAGUCUGCCACCAGGUGCGGAGCAGGGGCUGGGCCCUGGCCCGGAAGGGACAGGAUGCCCCCUGCUUGGGGCUGUGCCAAAGACUUUAUAUAGCAUUUUUUAAGUGCAAGGUGACUAGGUAAAAAUUUUUAUCAGUGACCAAAUUAGAAUGUAUUUACUAUAGUGAGAAGUUUAAGACCUUUUUUUUUUUUUUAACAUAAGACAAACUGAUAGGAAAGCUGUCAUUUUUUAAGGUGGGUCCAUGGCAUCGUGCAGCUCGCCCGCUGCUAAAGGUAACUAUAUGACUUGGUUGUAGUGAAUCUACUUUGUUUCUAAUUAUACUGAUAAUGAUUUAGUAGCUCUUAGAAAUUACGUAUAUUUUGUGCUACUGUUAUCACUGUUUAAAAUUCUUUAUUUUAUUAAUAUUUAUGCACUUGUUUCCCAUUUCAGGCCUUUGGUCUUUUGGGGGGAAAAUAGGACGUUUGUUAUUGACAUCUAGCCUAGAUAUUUUCAAAUUAUAAGCAAGAACAAUUAAGCUUUAGGUGUAUUUAUAAGCUAUUCCGGUCAGUUCUUUCUGUGGGGUUCGGGGUGGGGGUUGGAGGCGCCCCCUCCCAGGCACUCGCUGGCUCUGAGGACAGGUGUGUGGUGGGAAGACCAAAGAACCACCCAGAGUGGAGCUCCCGGGGCUACCUCGGGGCCCUCCCACCCCUGCUGCCUGUCUGCGGUGGCCCUGGUGUUCUGAGGGGCCACCCAUGCUGGGCUCAGCCAGGCUCGGCGUCUCAGGGUGUCACCGCCCCGCAGUCAGGUGAUGAAGGGGGGCGCUGGGUGUAGCAGCUGAAGCUGCGUGGUGCUCGGCGAGGCCGUUCUUGUUGCCGAAUCUGUCAGCUCCUGAGUGUUCAGUAUUAGCGGUGAUGUUACAUUGUCACACCAUUUGUGUAACUGUGGUCAGCAGAAGACCACGACUCAGUGUGGAUGCUUCAUGUGGAUUAAUUUAUGGAAGCCCCAAUCUGUAUGUCUGUUUUGAGUAUUUAGAGGAGAAUGUUAUUGGAAUGGAAUUUUUUUAACCCAGAAGGUAGUAUUUAUAAUGCAUAAUCAUUUACUUGUAGUGAAUUGUUUAAAGUUAACACUUGUUCAAAUUUUUUUACACUAUAGCAUUUAUGCAAUGGUUUACAGAAUUCAUGGAAUUAUUUUUAUCAGUAGGGAAAUUAAUUAAAACUUUGAAUCUUUA